Suillus fuscotomentosus is the source of this 1003-nucleotide messenger RNA. Its product is annotated as kinase-like domain-containing protein. The record is from RefSeq and is a predicted model, not a curated record. NCBI's taxonomy places the organism in Eukaryota, Fungi, Basidiomycota, Agaricomycetes, Boletales, Suillaceae. Gene Ontology annotation, biological process: protein phosphorylation. The coding region runs from base 201 to 764 and encodes 187 amino acids. Gene Ontology annotation, molecular function: ATP binding; protein kinase activity. The transcript is spliced from 7 exons.
AAUGCACGCUCGACCGUCACGCUGAGGUAGGGCCCGUCACGGUAGCGGUCAAGUCAGUAAGACUCAAGGUCGCAGACGACAAUGCCAAAGCCAAUAUCACCCAAAUACUCUUGAACGAUUUUCGUGCACGGAAGCAACUACAACAUAAAAAUCUUUUGUCUCUACUGGGGUUCAGUGACGAUUUCGGUCGACUUCCAGCAAUGGUUUUCCCCUGGAUGCACAACGGCUCGCUUGCGACAUAUCUUCAACGAUCCACAGAACUGACAAUCGAAUCAAAGUUGCGGAUUUUGUGGCAAGUCGCUGCAGCCAUCAACUACCUACACUUGAAAGGCAUCGUUCAUGGCGAUCUUACUGCCAACAAUAUUCUGAUAGAUGCGAACCACGACGCCUAUGUAUCUGACCACGGAAUCCUCACCAUGUGCUCUGAGCUCUGCGGAACUUCAUACAUCAGAAGCAACGUGCGGUGGGCUGCGCCAGAACUCUUCGAAGUGCCCGAGAACCUUCCAAACUCAGCGAGCGAUGUCUAUUCAUUCGGCUGUAUCAUGUUUCAGGUUAUGACAGGGCAGCCACCCUUUGCGGAUGUGCAAAGUAAUCAUGCUGUCGCUCUCCAGAUAUUCGCAGGCGAGAAACCCCAAAGACCCUCCAAUCCUUCCGUCGCGGAGUCCUUCUGGGAUUUCAUCGAAACAUGCUGGAGAGAUGCGGGAGGUCGUCCCUCUGCUGCUGAUGUUGUGAGCUUUCUAGAAUUGGUGCAGAGAAAUCUGUAAAGACCUGAUAAGUGCGAUAAGAGAACUCGAAGGGAUAAUAUACUAACGAAGUUUCUACUUGUCUGAGACCAUAUUAUUGGAACCAUCAUAAUGAUUGCGUUCUAUGUACAGUUCUACAUAUUAUAAGGACGGAGCGAUUUCCAAUAUGGUGUGGUAUUGAAGUAUCUAUAUGUAUAUAUCUAAUUAGUUAGGGCAGCUUAUACUUCGCGAAUGGCAUUGGACCUUAUGUUGCACCCGAU